AUCAUGUUUGUGUCUAUGGGUGUUUAAAUGAUAUGAUAACAGUAGAGAUGAUAGUUAUAGUGAUGUGUUAUGUUGAUUUGUUGACUGCAUUGGUGAAUGAACGAAACAGAAGAAGGAAGGAAUACAAACACAGUAUUUAUCAAUAUUCUUAUUGGUUGAAAAUAUUGGUGAAGUAAAUAAUAUUCCUGACAUUAAAAUACUGAGUGAAGUUUAGAAACAAUGAAGAACACUGAUAUUUACAGUCACUAUCAGGCACUCCGGCUAAAUUUAAAUACACAUUACAAACUAAUAAAGUAGAGGAGAGGACAGAGAAGCUAACACCAACUUACAUGACAGUAAAACGUGGUAGACACUUAACAUAGUUUCACUGUGUCCACAUGAGACAUUCAUUGUCCUCUCAAAUAGUUUUAUGUUGGAAUUAUGAUUGUUAUUCAUCCUAAUUAUAAAUUUGAGAGGGUGUAAAGUCUUUCAAGGUUUAGUGACAGAGAUGCAAGAACAGGGAAACACCAACAAGUCCAAUUAAGAUACACAUUUAUAACUAAACACUACAACAUUUUACAAACAAUAUGACAGAAACUGGUACACAAGGUUAUGGCUAGUGAAUGAUUCACAUGCACGAUGCAGAGUUAUCUGUUGUGUAGUUUUAGAGACCUGAUGAACAGAUGAGAUGAGUCAAAUUAAAGGUACAGCAUCUUUGUCCUGAAUUACUGAUUGAAGUUAAAUUAUGAAAGCACCCAGGUUUAAGCAAGUUGGUGAAGGUUUUGCAGUUAACUUGCUUGUUCACUGGGGCUGCUUCUCACAGACGAUGGAAUUUGAUGUCCAGAGAUGAGAAGCUGGAGUCUGGAUCUUGUAAUUUUGAUUUGGCCAGUUAGGAUUUAAAAAGUUUAGUUUGUUGGAGAGCUCCUGGUUUAUGCUCCCUUAGUCUUGAUCCUUAACUCUUUAGUCAAUAUUUUGAGGUUUCCUAUUGUUCUAAAUCGAAUCUUCACACUACCACAAUGCAAGCUGUCAACUGGCACUGUAGAAAGAAAGACAAGAAAAACAGUCAGCAACCAGGAACCACAGAGUCUCAGAUAAGAAACACAUUUAUUGUGUGUGUUCUGAUAAAUAUUUGUCCUGUUACUUAUUGUUGUUUGCCCUUUGAACAGUUGUUUAGUAAAUCAUUUAUGUCCUAAAAGUCAGAGUUCACAAUAAGAUUAGAGUCAAUGUCAGCUAAUCUCUGUGUGUGAUUGGCUCUCAAAGGUGAGUUAUGAAAGCCAAUGGUGAAGGCUUAUCCAAGUGGUAUCAUCCAUUCACACUGGGGUAUUAUUGGUCUUUCUAUCUUACUGUAUCUUGUAGCUUGAAGGAUAAAAUGUGGUUUUGGUCAGUGAUCUGGUUUAGUGACCAUGCAGGAGAUGGAGGGUUCCUCAUCUGAUCCUUUCUCUUCACAAGGUGUUUAGAUGAUCAGUGAGGAGUUGGGAACCCUCACUGUAACAGGUGUGUGUUGAACCCAAAUUCAGUACACCAGAUAACAGGAUUAGUUUGUAAUGAUUUUAAAUGUCAGCUUCAGCAGGUUAAGAUAAGAUAAUAAAUUCCUUUAUUAGUCUCAUGAUGGGGAAAUGUACAAUAUCGCAGCAGUAAAGUUGACAGUAAAAAAGCAUCAAUAAAAAGAAAAAAAAACAAUAAUUAAUAAAUACACAAGCAAUAAAAAACAAUUAUAGUACAAAAACAGGUUCAGAGGCAAAGAGAUGAGUAGCAACACAGUUCAGUGCAAUGUUCAGGUAAAGAGUGUCUGUGGGCUUGGGAAGAGUCAGAGGGCCCAGACUGGGGAAGCCAUACCUACCAGUGGAUGAGUGGAGCGAGGUGAAUAGGCUCACACACACAAUAGUUCAGUUGGGGACAGGUAGACUGACAUGUUGACCAGGUAAAGCACAGCCAGGUCUGACCUAAUGACCUAAUGCCUUAUGCUAACCUUAACCCUACAAAUCUUAACCUCAUGGUAAACAGUUAACAUUGUGAGAAGAGUCUCCUUUGUCCCAGUAAUGGAGCAGAGUCCCCACAAUGUAGGUGGAUGUCAGGUUUGGGGCCCAACAAAGUCAUGUUAACAGAGACACACACACUCAAUGACAACAUGUUUCCACUUGUUCAGAAAAUAGUUUUAUCAGUGUGAAGCAGCAGCUGUUCAGUCAUUUAUUAAUAUUUGUGAUAUUAAUACAGUUCAGACACAUCAGAGCAUCCAGACUGACUGACAUCAAGAUUUUCAUCAGAUCCCCUCAGCAGAACUCUGAUGAUGAAGCUGGUUUCAGUCUUCCUCCUCCUCCUGGCUCCAGUGUUGACCUGCUGCUUACCUCUGGUCCUCCCGCUGGACUGCAGUGACAUCCAUAACAAUGACAACAGCCAACUCAGUGGAGUGUACACCAUCUAUCCCAUCGGAGCCACGUCUGCUGUCCAGGUGUACUGUGACAUGGACUCAGAUGGAGGAGGCUGGACGGUGUUCCAGAGGAGGAUGGACGGCUCGGUGAACUUCUACAGGCCCUGGGAUCACUACAAGAAGGGCUUUGGUAGCGCUGCUGGAGAGUACUGGCUGGGCCUGGAGAGUCUCUUCCAUCUGACUCUGAGGAAAAAGUUUGAGCUGCUGGUCGACAUGGAGGACUUCAGUGGGAACAAAGCGUUUGCUCGUUACUCCUCGUUCUCCAUCGACCCAGAGUCCCACGGAUACAGACUGCAUGUGUCUGGAUUCACUAAUGGAGGAGCAGGAGACUCCCUGAGUGUUCACAACGGACAGAAGUUCUCCACCUUCGACAAAGACCAGGACUCCAGCAGCAGUAACUGUGCCAGAACCCGCCUGGGGGCGUUCUGGUACAACAACUGUCUCCAAACAAAUCCCAAUGGGGUUUAUCGCUGGGGGGCUGAUGGCACUAUCUAUAGUGUUGGAGUGGACUGGUACUCGUGGAAGGGUUAUGACUACUCCCUGAAGACCAUCAGCAUGAAGAUUCGUCCUGUGCAGUAAUUCUCCAGAACGAACAAAUAGAAUAUCUGUUGAUCUCUUUCUUUGUUUCUCUCUGAUCUGUAACCUCACAUAUAAAUGAAAUAAAUAUUUCCAGCAUGAAUAAAAGUCAGAGUGGAGUGUGUGUGUGAGCAGCUGCUGGGUGUAAAGUCUUGUAUCAAAC
Scomber scombrus (Atlantic mackerel) is the source of this 3146-nucleotide messenger RNA. RefSeq names its product microfibril-associated glycoprotein 4-like. Gene Ontology annotation, biological process: elastic fiber assembly. The record is from RefSeq and is a predicted model, not a curated record. Bases 2264 to 2986 code for a protein of 240 amino acids. NCBI's taxonomy places the organism in Eukaryota, Metazoa, Chordata, Actinopteri, Scombriformes, Scombridae. The transcript is spliced from 6 exons.